Toxotes jaculatrix (banded archerfish) is the source of this 819-nucleotide messenger RNA. It is a transcript of the gene alx4a, whose product is annotated as ALX homeobox 4a. Gene Ontology annotation, molecular function: RNA polymerase II transcription regulatory region sequence-specific DNA binding; DNA-binding transcription activator activity, RNA polymerase II-specific. NCBI's taxonomy places the organism in Eukaryota, Metazoa, Chordata, Actinopteri, Toxotidae. Gene Ontology annotation, biological process: regulation of transcription by RNA polymerase II. The record is from RefSeq and is a predicted model, not a curated record. The transcript has 4 exons. Bases 1 to 819 code for a protein of 272 amino acids.
AUGAACGCCGAGACCUGCGUUUCAUACAGCGACAUGACAUCCAUGGAUUCAUAUUAUAGCCCCUCUGCAGCGCAAGGUAGGGAUCACCAGACGGACCACUUUAGGACAUUCCCAGCCACUGACACCAAAUACAGUCCCACUGCCUUCCUGCCCAACAAAGGUCAGGCUUACGGAGAAAAGUCCCGGAGCCCCUUCCAGCAGGAGUGCCAGUCAUUGGAUGCCGCCGCAGCUGGGCAAGGCACUUUCAGUAAAUACCACCUGUUUAUGCAGAGGUCUUCUUGCAAAACACCCCCCGAGGACGGCAAACUGCACCAGGAGAGAGGACACAACGGAGCGCUCAUCCCGUGCUAUGGUGAAGUUUCAGACUCGCCUCUCCUCACUAACCGAAGGGCAAAAUGGAGAAAGAGGGAGCGUUUUGGUCAGAUGCAGCAGGUCCGAACACACUUCUCAACAGCUUAUGAGCUGCCUCUUCUGACACGUCCUGAGAACUACGCACAGAUUCAGAACCCCUCUUGGAUCGGAGGCAGCAGUGCAGCAUCCCCUGUGCCGGGCUGUGUUGUGCCCUGCGACACUGUGACUCCCUGUAUGACCCCUCACCCCCACUCUGCCAGCGGGGUGUCUGAUUUUCUGGGUGUACCGAGCCCUGGAGGUCACGUGGGGCAGGCUCACAUGGGCAGCCUGUUUGGAGGAUCUCCUGGCAUGGCUGCAGGCAUCAACACGUAUGAUCUCAACAUGGACCCAGACCGCAAGUCUUCCAGUAUUGCUGCUUUGCGCAUGAAGGCCAAAGAGCACAGUGCAGCCAUAUCUUGGGCCACAUGA